UUGACAAUGUCCCCCUAUAACAGGUUGGUUCCUUCCAAAGGGCAAGAUGGCUUCCUGUGGAACUUGUGAAUCUGUUUGCCGAAGUUUUGUGUGUUUCUUGCUCCUAGGAAUCGUUAGUCCGUCCAGAUCACCGGUCUACAAGCUGGUUCCGACAUGGCCGCUGGUUCCCUCACACUUCCAGGCACAGGAGUUCAGCACAGGCGUGCUGGUUGGUGGGAAUGUGGACGAAGUCUUCGUGGCACAGAGAGGCAAUGUCAGCACCAAAAUGAAUGUGUUCUCGGAGGAUGGUACGUUCCUGCGUAGCUGGGAGACAGAGAAAAUCGACAUGCCCCAUGGGACCAGGGUGCACAUUCCCGCAGGGAAGACAUCAGCUGAUGCACAGAUAUGGGUCACUGAUGUGGGCAGUGGGCCCUGGGGUCACACUGUUAAAGCCUUUGACAGGAACGGCACACUGUUACAUGUCCUGGGUACGCCGGGGCAGGCAGGGACAGGGAAGAACCCGGUACAGUUCGACCAACCUGCAGACGUGGCUUUCAACGCUAAGGGAGAAAUGUACGUGGUGGAUGGAGACGGAGGGCUGAACAACAGGCUGCUCAAAUUUUCACCAGAUUAUAAACUGGAGUGGGUAUCUGGAGGAAAAGGGAACAACACAGGAGAGUUCUACAUCCCCCACAGUGUGGAGGUGGACGUGUUUGGGCAGGUCUGGGUGGCAGACAGGGCCAACAACAGGACACAGGUGUUUGACGGAGCAUCACAGCCCAGGUUCAUCGGGGAAUGGACAUCAUGUUUUAAAGGGGACGGCCCUUAUUCUGUAAGAUUCAGUGCGGAUAAGAAGUACCUACUGGUCAUCCAGUUAAACCUGUCACGCGUCUUAAUUCUGGCUGCUCCCUCAAAACCUGGUUUCCUUGGCAACUGCACAGUGAUUGACACCAUCCAGAUGGCUCCUGGUGUCAAGCCACACCUACUUUCUGUCAGCCAAUCAACAGGUGCCUUUUAUGUUGGAGAAAUAGGAGCCAAUCAGAGUCAAAAGUUUGUACCUAUGCACUGAGGAUUGCUUUCUUUUACCUCAUUGGCUGGCAAGAUUAAUAUUCUUUUACAUGGUGAAAUCCUGUAAAUGGUAAUUGUAAAUACAUAGAAAUAAAUGUCUUUAUGGAAAUGAUAUGCAAAUGCAAAAAACGAAUAUACAAUAUACAAUAUGUCAUUUAUUCUACUGCCAUAGUUUCUAAAUCAUUGUAUUGAUA
Branchiostoma belcheri (Belcher's lancelet) is the source of this 1241-nucleotide messenger RNA. Its product is annotated as NHL repeat-containing protein 3-like. Gene Ontology annotation, biological process: negative regulation of translation; proteasome-mediated ubiquitin-dependent protein catabolic process; protein polyubiquitination. The record is from RefSeq and is a predicted model, not a curated record. The transcript is spliced from 5 exons. NCBI's taxonomy places the organism in Eukaryota, Metazoa, Chordata, Leptocardii, Amphioxiformes, Branchiostomatidae. The coding region runs from base 47 to 1048 and encodes 333 amino acids. Gene Ontology annotation, molecular function: protein binding; ubiquitin protein ligase activity; translation repressor activity.